AUGGCCCAGGAAGAUGUGAUGAACGUAGAGGCCCUCGACGCAUUUUUGAAGGAUCUCUUGCAGUUGUCGCGCUUGGAGUACGACAACAAAGCGAUGGAGCAUUACAAGGACGUGAUUUUGAAGGAAUGGGAUUUGAACAGAGAUGGACUGAUAGAUAAAAUGGAGCUGAAGAUGCUACUGUUACAACAGGAAAAACUCUUUAGAGUCAGAGAUCGAGAAAAUCGGUUCAUCGAGCUGAAUGAGUAA
This is a messenger RNA of Protopolystoma xenopodis, 246 nucleotides long. NCBI's taxonomy places the organism in Eukaryota, Metazoa, Platyhelminthes, Monogenea, Polystomatidea, Polystomatidae. The record is from the annotation of a GenBank genome assembly.